UAUUGUUUACAUAGUGGCAGGGCAGAGAGUGGCAGGCUGGAUGUGACCUGACCUACGCCCUGUGACCUGUGACCUGCACGUGUGUCAGGCGGGUAGGAUGUGGCAGUGCAGGAAGUGUGGCAGACCGGUGUUCUUUGCGGAACGGAAGCAGUCUCUAGGGUUCGACUGGCACCCUAACUGUCUGCGGUGCGAGGAGUGUGGCAAACGACUCAACCCAGGCCAGCAUGCUGAGCACAAGGGGGUCCCAUACUGCCACCACCCCUGCUAUGGUGCUCUGUUUGGGCCGCAGCUAUUUGGCCACGGCACACGCAAUGAGUGCCACACCUCCUUCGGAAAGGUGGAGAACAGGGACGGCCAAGUGAAAAGGUCUCAUCUGGAAUCAAGCCUCAAAGUGUACAACCAGUUCUAUGAAGGAAAGCCAGGAGAGAUUAAGAGCAGAGAGGUUAAUGGGCGGAUGAUUCUGGAGGGGGUACUGAAGAUCUACUGGGGGGUGAGAAAUGUUAUCCACCUGAAGGAAGAGGAUGACCAGCGGACCUUUGCCAUCCGUCGCCGAUCCACCGCCACCACCACCACCUCAUCCGCUGGGCCCUCCGAUGACUUCUACUCUGAUAGUGAUGAGGAACAAACAUUAUGGUGCGACGACCCCCCAGUUAAUGGCUGCCGCACCCCUACCACACAGGGCCCCAGCUCCCCCCACACCCCCACACCCCAGACUCCAACCACCCCUGGGAGAAGAAGAGAGGAGGAGGAGGAGGAGGAGGAGGAGGAAGAAGGAAGACAGGAAGGUGAAUUUAGUGGUGACAGUACAAUGAAACCUACUACUAUUACUACUACUACUACUACUACUAUUUUAGACAGUGCCAACAAUAAGGAUAGUAAAAAUGAAGAUGGAAGUGCGGAUGUGGAAGGAAAUGAAAGGCGAGAGGAGAGUUCAUCCUCCACCACCGCCACCACCACCACCACACCAGUCCGCCGCGCUGCCACCAAGACAGGCAGCUCCGCAAUUCGCCGUCGGCCCGGGAGGCGUAUGGACAAGACUAAGCUGAAGCGACGAUGUUCAAUUAAUGGCCACUUCUACCUGCGAGAGACCAGCAGCUUCACCCCCCACGCCUCUCCCUGCAGUGUGUGGAUCACCUCUCUGGUCACUGUGGGGGAGGUCCUCAGCAUGCUCCUGGAGAAGUACAGAGUGGAAAUGUCAGCCAAGAACUUUGCCCUCUUCGUUAUAAAGGAUAAUGGAGAGAGGCGUCGGAUCCGUGAUGAGGAGUACCCGCUGAUCACACGGGUCAUGCUGGGUCCACAUGAGGAGGUGGCGCGAGUCUUCAUUGUCGACGCACACCACACUGACGAGAUCUCCCCUCAGGUGGCACAGUUCCUUAACCUGAGUCUGGCUGAGUGUCGGGCCAUCCUGCAGCAGUACCAGCAGGAGGAGGUGCGGCAGAUCAAGGCAGUCAGGCAGAAAUAUGCGGACAUGGCCUCCUACAUUCAGAGGAGAAUGAAGGAACUGAGAGGGGUGUAGAUAGAA
This is a messenger RNA of Portunus trituberculatus (swimming crab), 1522 nucleotides long. RefSeq names its product ras association domain-containing protein 2-like (gene Rassf). NCBI's taxonomy places the organism in Eukaryota, Metazoa, Arthropoda, Malacostraca, Decapoda, Portunidae. Gene Ontology annotation, biological process: signal transduction. The record is from RefSeq and is a predicted model, not a curated record.